GAAGGAGAGAGAUAAGGACAGACAGAGACAGAGGAAAAAACAGAGAGGGAGAGAGAGAGAGAGAAGGAAGAAGAGAGGGAGGACGAGAGGGGAAGAGGAGGGGGGCGCAGCUCUGGAUUCUAGGAACGUGUGAAGCUGGCUCGGACCCCAGGUUUCCCUGAAGUUUAGUCCCAGUUAACUGCUCCGCAGCGGAAGGUGCAGGGCCGCGCCAACUCUCCCAUUCUAAGCCGUUACCCGUUCCAUGUGCUCGGUACCCUAUAUCACUCUGCUAGGAAACCCAACCCCAGAGCGGCCGCUCUCCCUUAUCUUUCGGAAAGGGAAGGAACAAGGCGCCCCCUCCCCCCUUUCCCCUCCUUCCCCCGGGAGGAGCCGCGCAGGUGUGACUGUCCCGGGAGCAGCUUCCCCGACCCGCUGCCUCGCUCGGCCGGGAUUGCAGCCUCGCGCUCUCGCUCUCAGAGGGGAGACAAGGGCCAGCUCGCGGGGCUCGGGGGACCACGGCGGGAGUCGGAGAUUUCCGCCGUGUGCCGGCUCUGCCCGCCCCGGCUCGGCCUGCUUUCUUAAAAGAGCUGCAGGUACCAGCUCUGCCAGCUCCAUGGCAUUCUUCCUGGGGCAUUCGAGGGACGCAAAGCUUCGGGCUCAAUGAUUUCUUUCUUCCCCUUCCCCCGCCCCCCCCCCCCAACCACAAAUAGAAAGUGGCUUUGCCUUGGCAGGCUCCUCCGCGCCCGGCUCCGCGCAGGUAAAGGGUUACACAUUCUCGGAAGUAUUAAAUGCAAACUUUGAAGGAUUUUAUUUUCAUCUGCAGUCACAUGAUCCCUUAAUACCCAAUGACACUGACUCCAGCGGCUCAUCCAGAGGUCAGGCAAACUCCGGGGCUAAACAGGGCAGCCCCACAUUUUUUCCAUUCACACGCGGGAGGCACGCGGAGCCAUGGGAGAUGGUGAUCGGCCGAGCCCGCCGCCGCUUCCACUGCUUGCAAUACCGAGGAAGGAAAAUUAAACUUUACAAGAUAGACUAAUGGACAACCCCCCCACAGAUGGUAACCAAAAAUAAUCCAGAUGGGGUGCAGGUGCUGUAAAAUGAUACAAAGCUAUCUCUUUGAGCCAGUUCACGCUCCACCUGCCGGUUAUGUCAACGAAGUCAACAGUUACAAGCUGGAGGAAGAAGACGAUGGCGUCAAAUCCCAAAGCAAAGAGAGCCAGGAAAUCCUCGCGAGGACUGAGGCCAAAAACAGACUGAACAGCGCGCAGGAGCCUUUUUGGCACCAUCGCGGCGCCCCCUCCCCGGGGGACCCUCCCGCCAUCACGAAGACGGACCCCGCUCCCAACGGCGUGGGCUCGGGCCCGGCUCCGCCCCCCGGCGUCCGGCCCAGUCCGAGCCAGGGCCGCCCAGCCCCUCCCCGCGAGGGUGGCGGCGGGUCUCUGGCCGGCGCCGCGGGCGACGGGGACUCUGAGGGACGCUUUGCUAGAGAAGGUGACCCCGACAAAGGAGAUCAUCGUCCCGGAGCCGCGGACGAGCCUCGAGUCAUCCUGAACGGAGACUCCCUCGCUUCCGGAGAGGGCGCGUGCUCCCCGGAAAGUCCCCACACGCUGGAGGCCCCCGACCACAUCCUCCAGCUCCCGGUCCCCGACUAUCCCCAGGUGGAGGUGCGGGUGACUGGCCACAACGCCGAUGAAAGUGGCGGCCAUUUCCUGGGCAACCACAUCCAGCCCGAGCCCGCGGACAGAGCGGAUUUUGCAAAUGGAGGCCACCUGUCGGAGCGGUCCUUUUCCAAAAGGAGGAGCUGGGACUCGUUACACGAAGCCAUUAAAACUGAAGCCUUAACUGUUGACUUGGAGGAGGACGGGGCGAAGCGGGAGCCCGAGUGGAGCUGCGACCAGGAGGAUGCUGCCGUGGCGGAAGCGCUCGCGGCCCUCGAAGCUGCCACGGCAGGGGAGGAGGGCGAGGAGGGGUACUAGGGAGAAGGGCUUACCUCUGCUCGGGCGGGAGGGGGACCGGAUCCCACAGGUAAGUAAGCCACCGCCCGGACGGAAGCGGACAUCCGGGAGAUGCCUUAGUUCCCUCGGCUGGGCCGGCUGGAAGCCUCUGGCGCCCAAGGAGAAUCACCAGACUGACCUCAGCACUUAGCCCCGGGCUCGGUACUCAGUAGGUGCUUAAUAAUGGAGUUAUCGCCUAUCCCCCGGGAACAUGAAAAGGAUCUGUGGUAAACGUGCUCUUAAACAACAAGCAGCGCCUUCUCCCCCUCCCCCCAAGAACACGGCGAAGGCUCCCCCACGGCCGACUCCUCCCCGGCGGUUACGGGGCGAGCCGCUGCUAAAUCACGCCCUCCGGUCCCAGAGGGCUGAUGCGCUCCGGGAAGUGUCCGAGGCUGUCCAGACUGGGGCUUGCUUGCAGUAGGAACUGGGUCCAGAAUAACCACCGGCUGACGUGGAACUUGUAAAAAUUGUCCGGGCUCAAGGUGAAGCCGAAUCAAUUGGUGAAUAAAUGAUUGGCCCCAGUGGGGAUGGCUCGGAGAGCUUGACCUUCACUUUUUUCCCACGACUAUACCUCUCUCCUUUAAAAAUCGGGGGGCGGGUUCACAACAGCAGCUGAUUGUGGCUGCCCCUCAGAUUUUGUCUCCAUUUGCUCAGUCCGCCCCAGAGGGCAGAGUAGGGGUAGAGUUGCGAAGUGGCAAGACAAUGUAAGGAAGAGUCGCUAUAAUGAAAAGGGGCCGCUUUGGGGGAGAACAGGGAUCCAUCGCCGAUGUCUUCACACAAAGGCGAUCCCUUGUUAGCAGAGGGGAUUGUUGGUAAGGUGAGGUUGGACCAGAUAGUCUUCUAAGGCUGGGGUUUGUGUGUGCGUGUGAGAGAGAGACAGACAGACAGACAGAGUGGGGAAGGGAAGCAGAAAGAGAGAGAGACAAUACAAAGAAAAGAGGACAGAAAGAGAAAGAAAGAAAAAGAUAAAGGGAGAAGGGAAGGAAGAGAGGUGAGGAGGGGGAGAAAGAGAGAGAGUGUGAGUGCAUGUGUUAGAGUUUGUGGUUCUACUUACGGUGGAAGGACACAGGUCAUUUUCCCCUCGCUAGCUAAGUAUUAAUAUUACUGGAAAGUAUUAAGAAAUGUAUAUAGAAAAGUUGCUCUAGAAAAGGCCCCAAAGGGAAGGCAGACCGAGUGCCUCUGUUCACACCAGCCCUGGGAAGGAGUCCUUGAAUUGGCUUCCUUUCUUUGCCACUGCCCCUUUGCGUGGCCCCCUCGCCAGUCCUUUUGAAGGACCUGUGAUUGCGUGAGCAGCCUACUCUGUAAACAUCCAGGAACCCUGAUAUACCUCACAAGCAUUUAUGAUAGUAAGCAGAGUUGGGAAAUUUGCGUUCAAUAAAAAGGUAAAACCUUAAAAAGAGCCACGUACUCCCUCCCAAGUCCUGCUGUGGAGAAGAUCCGCGUUCACCCGUGCUCCUGUGCAGUGCACCCCCAAAAGGGUGCCUGUGCGUUUUCCCACUCACCUGCCCCGUAGUAUGAUGCUUAGGACAGUUCUGUGUGUAAAAAGUAGACAGCUCUGGGAUAGACAUUCAGGGAUCCAAUACACAUUUGUUAAGUACUUCCUAGGGGCACAACAUUGUGCUGGGAGCCAUGGAAGAUGAAAAAAUGACCCAGCUUGCUUUGGAGACCUUUAUAAUCCUGUGGCUGGGUCAUGGAUCGCAUCCUUUAGUAGGUUUAAGAGGCGCCUAAAAAUAAUUGCUUAAUAUCGGAGCGGCCGUUAAUAAAUCCUCGUUACACCCAAAGUUAUCCCUUGCAAAACUCCUCAGGGCUUGGCCGUUUGUUUUGGAGAGAAAAGGGUGAGAUGACACACGAGUGUUCAGAAGAUCCCGUUGACAUUCUGAAUUUCCUUUCAAGUUUUUAGUUUGGGUUGAAGACAAGGUUCAGACGGCUACUGCAGACCCUUCCCUCGGGCUCUUGAGGGUCCUCCAUGUUCCCAGUGAGGUAAAAGAGAAAUCCAAAGAAAGGAGAGAGAGGAGAAAUCACGCUGACCGACUCUCCUCGGCCCAGAUGGCCAGUGGCCAGGCUCCAUUAAUGUAACUCUUUGUCUGUGGUGCCUUCGAGUAGCCUCCUCUACGCCAAUAGGAGGAUGGCUAUUUCUAAGCCAAGUGGGGGAGGGAUGGGGAACAAGGUUUUGGAGCAAUCCAAAAAAAAUUCUUUUAAAUAUAUCUCCUCGAUAUGUGAGGAAGGAAAGAAUACAGAGGAAAACCCAAUAAUGGCAUGAUUGCUUUUUUCAUAUCUCCAGAAUGCUUCAGGGGAAGAGAACUGAAUUCUGAAGUCCACGUGAGAGUAGCUUGGUAAUAUUUUAUAGAUUUUUAUAUCAAUCACUACUAAAGAAAGACAAAGAUGGCUGGGCAAAACAGGGAUUUCAGGAUACUCUGCCGAACCUCAGUCCCUCGCUCUAAUAUCUGUUGCACGGAACUCGGGAUGGCAGAAAAGUUGGCACUCUCAUGUAAGAUUUUGCAGCGGCUGGAUGCACGUGCCUACUAGCUCUAUUGAUUCCUGAAUGAAUGUAUUCAUGUUUGCAAAAUGUUUUCAGGUCUUUGAAAUCUCUGAGUAGAGAUUUGGUGGGAACCCAUUAAAAGAAGUAGCAUUCAGGGCAGCCGGGUGGUGCAGUGGCUAGAGCACCAGCUCUGAAGUCAGGAGGGCCUGAGUUCAAAUCUGGCCUCAGACACUUAACACUUCCUAACUUGUGAUCCUAAGCAAGUCACUUAACCCCAACUGCCUCAGGGGAAAAAAAAAAUGUAGUGGUUGAGUUCCCAGAGAUGGUUACUUGGCAAAUUACAUCAUUUGAAUGUACAUAUUUAAAUACAAUUAUCUUCACACUUAAUUUUUGAUAUAUAAUCUGUGCAUUGUACAUAAAUAAACUGGGCUAGAUAUUUGCCAUUUCUUUAUAUAAAGGAGUUCAUUUAUCGGGUGCAUAUAAAAACACAGUUAAUCUCUUUGGCAUUACAACUUUCCCAUUGCAGUUGUGAUGUAUUGGAGGUUGGCAUAAGAAAUUAAAUGGGAGUUUGGGGGAAGUUUUGCAGAAGCCAUGCAAAGCCCAGCAGACUACUCUGAGCUAUGACCAAAUAUGUAAUCCAAAUUUUAAAAUGAGAUACUGCAAACACCCUACAGAAGAAAAGAAAAAAUUCAGGUUUCUUCUCUGGUACGAAGAGGGCCAAAAAAUCUUAGGCACAUUUUCCAGAUCAGGAGGGUGCUGCACCCCUGAUCGCAGCCAUGGGGGAGGGCUGACUGUGUUUCUGGGUCACUUAGACAAAGUGUUUAUUGCUAGCAGAAGCACCCAGGAAAAGUUCCAGGGCAUAUCCAGAGCAAGAUAAAAACAAUGUUCUGAGACAGCGACAAUCUGAGCAACUGUUUUUUAAUGGAGCACAUAACAUUGCUGAUAAUAAAUUGUUGGGACAACUCGUUUAAUUUUUUGUUUUUGUUCCUCUCUGCCCCCUUGUCAUUCUCUCCAUCUUAAAAAAAAAUCUUAUCGCUUUCUUCAGUCAUUAACAGAGCUAGGGCGUCAAAAAUUAAAAUAUUCUCCAAAGUGAUUCCAUGAGGAAGGGUUUCUUCCUUUUCCUCCCUAGUUAUCCCAACAUCAGGCGAUAGCUGAAAGAGUGAAACAUAUUCACUCCCUUCCCUCCAUAGUCCUAAUUUCCACGUUCCAAGUACAUGAUGCAGCAUAUGGGAUUGGGGAUUAGGAUGACCCGUUUUUAAUCCUGCUUCACACACUUAAUAAUUAGGGACAUUUAUCCACUCCCUGCCUCAGUCUUCUCACCUGUAAAUAAUGGGAAUGAACCUGAUGUCUUCUAGCAGUCCCACUCUGAUCUAUGGUCCCAUGACUUGAGUUCACCUAUUCUUGCACAGACCGAACCCUUUACCCUGCUUUUAUUCUUAAUAAACAAUGAUUCCUGUUUGUACAGCAAUGAGUUGGCAUGAUAAAAAUGUGGAAACUCCUUUGCUACUCUUUCCGCUACCGUGGAACCUCAUUCAUUUGGGCUCCAGUCAUUCGACAACGUACGUGAUGACUGGACUAGAAUUUACCUUUGCUUCUCAAAUCCUUACUCUGUAAAUAAUGCAAUUUACUUAUGCAAACAAGACCUCUGACAACAUACUUUUCAAUCAGAUGGAUGCAUUAGCUGUUUGACUAUGGGCAAGUCAAUUUUCCUCUUUGACUUUCAGUUUAUCUCUAAAAUGAAGGAAUUAUUAGAAUAAUAAUGAUGUUGAUCUCAGAAAAGCUCUUCUCUUCUAGCCCUGACUUGCUGUGAUCCUAUUACAGAAAAAAACAUCUUAGCCAUUUUAUAUAUGAAAACUAUACACAAUUUAUUCUUACCUGUUCAUUAAAAUGGGUACCCUGAAGGUUUCUAGUAAGCAACUUUGUUUACAUAGUUCAAGCUUCUGUAUGUACUGGAAAAUCAUUGUGUGGCCUUGCUUUAAAAACACCAUAAUUCAUCAUUUUAACAGACAGACUGGUCUUUUCAGUUGAUUUAUUGAAUCAGGAGAUUUUACUAUAUCCAGGUAAAAACCAUGCAGGUAAUGAGGGAGAUUGAGGAACCUAUAGCAACUGUGUCUAUAAAAUAAGACUAUCUAUAUAUUAACAACAGCUUGGAUCAGGGAACAAAAAACCAGACUGGUCCACUAAGUUCUUAGGGAAAUGAGUGUUCGAAGGUUCAUUUAAGAAGCUCUACCAUGUAAGCUCCUUGAUUACAAGGAUACCUCAUUUUUCAUCUCUGUAUCUCGAGUCCCUUUUUAUCUUUGUAUUUCUAGUGCCUUUACAGACAGCUGGCACUUAAUAAAUGUUCGUUGACUUGAA
Messenger RNA from Antechinus flavipes (yellow-footed antechinus), 6807 nucleotides. RefSeq names its product chromosome 6 C4orf19 homolog (gene PGCKA1). Lineage: Eukaryota; Metazoa; Chordata; Mammalia; Dasyuromorphia; Dasyuridae. The transcript has 4 exons. The coding region runs from base 1056 to 1955 and encodes 299 amino acids. The record is from RefSeq and is a predicted model, not a curated record.